GCGUGCCACCAAUCAGUUUGCAUCGAGCCUUAGUGGGUAUCGGUUUCGAGUUUACCGCGAAAACGUGAUCGUAUCGUGCUGUUAAAGCAAGCGCGCGCACGCCGGAGCUCAAUACGUUUGUAAUCAAUUCGGACACAAUAGUCGCUGGACUGUUUUAUUGUUCACUGGUGAAGGAGUGCAACGUAGAGACAAUUGCGGUAAUAAAUAGUGAGGUUAUCAAAAGUUGCCCACCGGGGGCCUCCAGAUCAUAAUCACAUUGACAAUGAAUUAUUGCAAGCUUCAAUUAACCUUUCGGCUGCUUCUGGCAACACUGAUGGUGUUGCCAGCAGCCCUGGGAGGAUCCCCGUUCAUGCAUUCCCGUCAGUCACCUUUAACACGUACGGUUAGCUCCAAUGUCACCACGCAAUCACCAGUGCUCGCAAAUCCGUACCUUGCCCCAGGAGGAACAGAAGCUCUUGGCAGCAAACAAGUGACGGAUUUCAGUAACAGUCAAGGCAAGAACGUCUUCGAUGCUAUCUACCAAUGGAAAGUCAUCGAUUUCCUGUACCCGAGUUUGAAGGCUCGCAAUGAUGCUAUUCGCACCAAACAAUUUAUCCCUGAAAACAAUCUCCCACUUGGCGUUGACCGUUACCGCGACCGUAUUUUCAUCACAACACCUCGUUGGAACCCUGGUGUGCCGGCCACCCUGUCCUACCUCCCGCUUCCCGUUCAGGAUCCAAGCCUACCACUGAUCCCUUACCCGGACUGGAGCUUCCAUACGUCUCCCCAAAACCCUGACUGCAGUCGUUUGGUUUCCGUUUACCGUAUCUACGUCGACGAAUGUGAGCGCCUUUGGGUACUCGAUGCGGGGGUCAUCGAUACUCUCACCAACCUUCAGCAAAUUUGCCCUCCGAAGAUCUUGGCAUUCAAUCUUCAAACAGACGAACUGCUCUUCAGCUACACCCUUCCAGCGGACCAAGUCAAGCAGGAUUCAUUACACACCAACAUCGUGGUGGAUAUCCGGGAUGCACAGUGUGAAGAUGCAUUCGCCUACGUAGCCGAUGUUUGGCGCUACGGAAUCACCGUGUUCAGUUUGCGCGAGAUGAAGAGCUGGAGGACAACCAACUACCUUUACAAUCCGAACCCUUUCGCCAGUGACUACAACUACAAGGAGCUGAACUUCCAGUGGUCCGACGGAGUUUUCGGAAUGUCGCUUUCGCCCGUUCACCGUGAUGGUGAUCGUAUGCUGUUCUACCAUCCGAUGUCCAGUUACACGGAAUUUCAAGUCCCGACUUCGGUGUUGCAGAACGAAACCAUUUGGCAGAACUUCGGACUGGCGAAGGCAUUCCAACCGGUUGGUAGCCGAGGUAAAGCCGGUCAAUCCUCUACAUCCGGAGUCGCCGACAACAACGUCCAAUUCUACACACUGGUUCAGCAGAGCGGAGUUGGAUGCUGGGAUUUGGCCAAACCGUACAAUCGAAACAAUUUGGGCGUGGUUGAGAAGGACUUGGACAAGCUGACGUUCCCGAACGACUUGAAGAUUGAUCGCGAGCCAAAACAAUCCAUCUGGGUUAUCAGCAAUAAGCUGCCGGUAUUUCUGUACUCACGACUGGACUACACUGAGGUGAACUUCCGGGUGCUGAAUGCUGACGUAGAGGAGGCGAUACAGAAAACGGUCUGUGAUCCUCGGGUGCCUCCAGGUUUAGCCUUCGGCAAGGAACCUGAAUGCGACUUUUAAAUUUAUGUUUUUGUGUGUUUUGUGUUGUGUAAGUCUCAAGAUUAUUGAUUUUGAUUAUUUAAUUUUUGUGUAUGUCUUCUUAUGAUUUUUAAAUUAUGAUGAUAUAAUGCUCGACCAGUAAAAUAAUUGAUUUAUAAGACAA
Molecule: messenger RNA, 1859 nt
Organism: Armigeres subalbatus
Lineage: Eukaryota; Metazoa; Arthropoda; Insecta; Diptera; Culicidae
Gene: yellow-h
Product: protein yellow
Exons: 4
Coding region: 263-1717 (484 amino acids)
Cellular component (GO): extracellular region
Source: RefSeq, a predicted model, not a curated record